AUGGCGCUUCAUCCAGGGCAAACCUUAUUCUCGCCGACCCUCUUCCAAGGCAAAUCUCCUCCAAAAACAGCUGCCAUCUUGCUUCAUGCCAACAAUAAUGGCAGUAUCGAUGAAUGAUCCAUCAAUCUUCCUAGCCCCUCGCGAAAUCUCCCUAUCGCCGAAAGACCCUUCCCCGUCCCCGGUAGCGCUAGCUCCGUCCUGAUGCGCAUGCCGCGGCUGCCCCUCCUCCUCAAGGUAGCCGCGGCGGCGGCUGCCGGGGCGCUGGCGCUCAUUGUCGCGGCGCGCCUCCGCAGGGAGGACGCCGUGGCCUCGCUCCGCCGGGAGAUCCGCGAGGCACUCACGGCACUUGUCGCAGACGACGAGGACAGCGACGACGCCGAGGAGAACUCUUCCUCCCCGCCGCCGCCGUCCGUGCUGAUCACGGGGUUCCGCGCCCACGGCAAGAGCUCGCUGGUCAACACGGCGUGCCGGGCGCUGGCGGCCGAGGACGGCCCUCUGCUGCUGCGGGCGGAGGCUUCACCGCCCGGCGGCGGGAGCGAAGGGCUGAGGAAGCUCCGGAUGGUCAAGGCCGUGGUGGCCGGGUCCGACGUCGACGGCGCGGGGGCGGGGGAGGGCGACGUGGUGGAGCUGCUGGACGCGCCGCCGCUCGCCGAGACCGGUAAGCUGACGAGGGAGGACAUCGACGCCGCCAUCAGCAGCGGGGACCCUGAGUGCGUUGUGUUCAUUCUGCGCUGCAACGCGCCCACCAAGGAACGGAACGCCGCCAUCAAGCGCCUCCCGGAGAUUUCUGCCGCCGUCAGAAACAAAGGGCUUAAUUUGAUCAUCGUGUUGACUUUUAAGAAGGCCAUGAGAUCCAUUAGGCAGGCUGAAGAGCUUCUACGGGAGGUGUCGUUCAGGGCCAGAACUGAUUGUGUCUACUUCAUCGAGAACUACACCUGGAGCAACAACGGCCCCAACCUCCACCAUCCCCCCGUCAUCAGGAACGACUUCGAGACUCAUUUCACGGUGCUGACAAUCAUUCGCCAGUGUCUUGAGUUCAUCAAGCUAAACAGGAGCCAGUCCAAGAGCAAGAAAAAGACGAACGGCGAGCAGGAAAAAGCACCCGAGCCUAAACUUAAGAAUAAUCCACCUGCAGAAACUAACAAACAGCGCCAGAAACUCAACGAGUCCAUUGUAAAACCUUUCCUCAGCAGUUCAGAAACUUGAAUCGCCCGGCUAUACGUAUGAUGUACUGAUCAGACUGAUGUAGACAUACUUGUAUAGCACUGAGGUAGUCUGACAAGCUGCGUAAAAUGUAACGAUCAUCCAUUCGUUUUGUGAAGAUACACGUCCUCUUUAUGUAUCAUAAAUCAAGAUGUGCUGCUGCCUUUUCUCGU
Molecule: messenger RNA, 1376 nt
Organism: Zea mays
Lineage: Eukaryota; Viridiplantae; Streptophyta; Magnoliopsida; Poales; Poaceae
Source: RefSeq, marked validated